AGUCGGUUGUAGGGAGUGUGUCGCGCGGAUCGAGCUCUCGUCGAGGACGCGUUUAGUGCAAUUUUGUGACGUUUCGUUGGUGCGGUGAUCAAUUAUACGCGUCGCGUCGUCGCAUUCGCGUCCUCCCUCUGUAUUCGCGCGUGCGGGACGCGUGUAAAACGCGAUGAACGGCCAAGUGAGAGUGAAAACGCGGCCACGCUCGACCGGCUCGCCGACGGCGUGAAUCAUCGGCAACGCCGGCUCCGACCCUCGGGAGCCCGCACACAGUGCGACGCACGUUAUACAGUCCCCGUUUCUUUCCUUCUCGCUCCUUCGCGGGCGUGCGCGCGCGCGCGCGCGUGGUGUGUGUCUGUGUGUUUCCUCCGACGCGUUCUCUGUCCCGUCCUUCUUCUUUCAUGCGAAAAAGACCUCGCGCUACCUACGCAGCGAACCUUAAGGUUUUUUAGUGUCGAUCACAAAGGACAUAGGGUUAAUAAGUCCCCCUCCGAGAGCCUCCCGGUGACGAUCCUCCGUCGGAGAGACGAGAAAAGGAAGCCGGAGUAGCCCGCGUACGUCUGUAGCGGGGUGACGGAAUGUCGGCCACGGAGAACCAGAACGGCACCGCGGGCGGCGCGCAGAGCAACGGCAUCAAGACGCCGUCGGCGUCGUCGUCGUCGUCGACGGCGUCGUCCACGGCGUCGUCGGGCAUCUCGCCGUCCGGGGGCCGCGGCCUGCCCAACAACAGCAACUCGUCCUUCCUCUACAGCAACAGCACGAUGCUGAGCCGCGAGAAGGCGCGGCAAGUGCCGCCGCCGACCCUACCCAAGUAUACCUCGAGCUUUAACGCCGGCUCGAACGGCGGUGGCGUCGGCACCGCCGCCGAGCGGCUCAGCAGGGACCGCGAGGCCGGCGGCAGCUACAGGCUCGCCAGCAUGGACAGGCUGGCCAUGCGACAGAGGCUACUGGACGGAGAGAAGGCGAACGGCGAGCCCAUCUCGAUUCAGAUGAAGCGCGAGCAAUUCUUCAAGGGCGAGAGCGGGGGAAUAAUCUCGUCGCCGUCGGUGCCGUCGGUGCCGCCCCCGCAGCCGCCGACGCAGACCCCGGGCUCUCAGGUGAACAACUCUUCGUCGUCAGCGACGAACGCUACGACGGUCGGCGGUUUAACGUCACCGAACACGGCGCCGGUUUACUCGAGCGGUGUCAUCACGGCGAAGCCGCGAUUGCCGUCCACGGUCUCGACGGCGAUCCCGAACGAUCCCUCGGAGGACAGCAACAGGCGAGAGUGCGCCCGGACCGCCGUCUCCAGCGCCAAGGACGACAGCAACAAGGAGACCGGUCUGCAUCAUGCGCGACCCACGCCGCCCACCAAGCCCAAGGAACUCGACGGCUACGUCGGCUUCGCGAAUCUGCCCAACCAGGUGUACAGGAAAGCCGUGAAGAAGGGUUUCGAGUUUACCCUCAUGGUCGUAGGGGAAUCAGGGCUCGGUAAAUCGACUUUGAUCAAUUCCAUGUUCCUGGCAGAUAUAUACAGCGCUGAAUAUCCCGGACCCAGCCUCAGGAUAAAAAAGACGGUCGCCGUGGAAACUAGCAAAGUGCUGUUGAAGGAAAACGGCGUCAAUCUUACUCUCACGGUUGUCGAUACCCCCGGUUUCGGUGACGCUGUCGACAACAGUAAUUGUUGGGUACCAGUAAUCGACUACAUCGAAUCGAAGUACGAGGAAUUUCUCAACGCAGAGUCCCGCGUGACGAGACGACAAAUCCCGGAUAGUCGGGUGCACUGCUGCCUCUAUUUCGUCGCGCCCUCCGGCCAUGGAUUGAAACCUCUCGACGUGGAGUUUAUGCAGCGUCUUCACGACAAAGUCAACAUUAUACCGGUUAUUGCUAAGGCGGAUACUAUGACGCCGGAUGAGUGUGCGCACUUCAAAAAACAGAUUUUGAAUGAGAUUGCGCAACACAAGAUAAAGAUCUACGAGUUUCCGGAGGUCGAGGAGGAGGAGGACAACAAAUUUCACAAGUUAUUAAGGGAUAGAGUGCCGUUUGCUGUCGUGGGAGCGAAUGCCGUCGUCGAACAUGACGGCAAGAAAGUACGAGGUAGAAAAUAUCCGUGGGGAAUUGCGGAAGUCGAGAACCUGGAGCACUGCGAUUUCAUAGCGCUCCGAAACAUGGUGGUAAGGACACAUGUGCAGGACCUAAAAGACGUGACGAACAACGUGCACUAUGAGAACUUUCGGUGUCGCACCUUGGCCGGUUUAGGUGCGGACGGCAAGCCAACAAAGGCCUCCAAUAAGAAUCCGUUGGCACAGCUGGAAGAGGAGAAGCGUGAACAUGAUAAUAAAAUGAAGAAGAUGGAAACGGAGAUGGAGCAAGUCUUUGAGAUGAAAGUGCGCGAGAAGAAGCAGAAAUUGAAAGACUCCGAAGCGGAAUUACAGAAAAGGCACGAACAAAUGCGACGUUCAUUGGAGCAGCAAGUGCGAGAGCUGGAUGAGAAGAGACGGGCGUUCGAGGCGGAAAAAACCGCCUGGGAGCAACAGACCGGUCAAACUAUUGAAGAACUUCGUAGACGCAGUUUAGAGGCGAAUUCGAAAGAGACGGGAUCGAUGUCCUCCGAGGGAUCUGGCGGCGGCGGGGGUACGUUGAGGGGUUCCCGAGGGAUAAGCAGCCUCCUUCGUCGUCACACGAGUUUCAAAUCACCUCAAGACAGCCCCGCACAGAUACAGCUUGUCAUACAGCAUCCUGAGCACCCCUAAUAACGACCGUAUCUCCCCCCAAAACCGCUCUCGAAUGCGCUUGCGAGACUCGCUUUCGGGAUCUGUCGCGCGUGUCUCCUUUCCUCGCGCUCAACCCUUAUUUGGUUAUUUGCAAAAUCACUUUUCUUUUCAUUGUAAGUGAUAAAAUCACUCGACAAGAAUCCAUCGGAUCGACAAGGAUAAAAAUCGAAAUAUUUUACUCCACUCUCGAAGGCAAUCAAAAUGCUAGUUUAGAGAAGAUCAAACAAGUCUCAAAAAUAAUAUAAAGCGAUAUAUAAACACAUGCGAUCCCUCGCGAUUGCCCCCGAAUAAGGGUUGAGAAAUUGAGUUUUAUCACACCCGAGAGGAAAGUAAGUACUGCUUAUCUAAACGGUAUUAAUUUGUCAACGUUACUCUGAUCAAAUUUGACGAUAUUAAAACGAGCAUUUAUCUCGUCAAGGAUAGAUGGAAGUUUGGAAGAUAACUCGCUCUUCAAUCUGUUAUGGCAGUUUUAUUCAUCAUUUUUUCUCUUUUUGUUUUUCCCUUUUAAAGCUGCAAACUUGCGCAGCAAAUUGCAAGAGAGCCGUCGAAUCAAUUAUUUUAGCGGAUUAAUUUUUAGAUUAAAAAAAAAAAAGAAAACGAAAUUCGAGACUCGAUCAGUUCUAAACGUCCAUGUUUGCAUUGGAGCCGAGAAUCAAAUGCGUGAUAGGCGGCACUUACUCGUCUCUCGGCACGCGUGUGCGUGCGUCGUCCGACACAUAUCCAAAGCGACUGUAUAUUUCUAACGAGAGGCGUCCCAUAAAGCCACGCAUCACCGUAGAUAUCGACGCAAAAAAACGCGCGAUCCGGUAAAUCUCUGUUCGUUAUUUUAUAUUCGUUCGUCUCUCGCGUUUCUAAUCGCGCUUUCGAUAACUUUGUGUUAAGACGGCGAGCAUGUGUCAAGAUAUUGCGUACUCAAAGCAAGAAAAAGGAUGGAAAAUACGGGAAUCGAUGAAAAGGGAGAUGUGUAAUGUCGGACAAAGUUGAGAUUGCUUUCUGCGAAUAUUUUUAUCGUUGCGUAAUUAAUUAAUUAAUCAUUCGUCGAGUUGAGCUCAAGAUUGAGGUAGCGCUUUAAUUUUUAUUUAGAAAUUAGUGACAGGAAAAUUGCGAUUAAUCCUCGUUUUCGAAGGAGGAUUGAAUCGAUUGUCCGGACGUUUUAUUAAAAGCGAAUCGAUUAAAGAAGGGAGAUUGUCCCGCAAGGCGAGGAGAAUAUGGAUGUCGAAAUUAGAAAGCUUGUCCGAGAUAAAUUUGAUCUCAAUUUUAUCUCACGUUCAAGUCGAUUACCCCCGUUUUCCGUGACAUGCCGUCUCAACGAGAUACGCAAAUUCAUUUCGCAAAUUACGCGUCCUCGCGGCAAAAUUAUACAUCCCAAGCGCGAUUCUUGGAGCACGCCAGUUUAUCCUUGCAUUAUCGCGAUUAUCGUGCAUUUUCUUUGGCCGUAACGCGUCCGUUAGGUACAAAACACGUGGAAUCUCGCGUUACGGUAAAUUACGGUCGACAACAUCCGUAGAGAGAUAGGACGAACUAUACUAAGCGUAUAUAUUUAGCGAUAUGUACAUUUUGCAAUGUAUUUUUGGCACGGACUUUGAUAAACUUUUAGAUUACAUGUAAAAAAAAACAGGGGCGCAACAAAAAAAAAGAAGAAUUAUUCUCGGCGUCGUUUUUUGUACACUCGCCCAGGGCAUACAAUUUACACACAUUGACAUACAUACUUUUACACGCACUUCGAUCCUUUACCGCAUCGCGUGCAGUAAUUUACCCCCGCUCCCUUCCAGUGACACACUGUAAUGUCUAUGAUUGCCUAGUUACAUUUCCGACUAUAUUUACGUAUUCGUAUUGAUCUAAAGUUCUCGUCUGAAUGUUUUUAAUGCGUUGGUGUUGGCGAAAGCGUGGCUUUAUCGUUCUCUGUCGGGCAAAUCUGAACGUAUUUUUGUGUGCUAUUUCUUAUUUUAUCCCACCGAUUAUUUCGCAAAAUAGCGGAGACAAGUUGAUUUGUCUUGUUGCGAAACUAUAAUUACAGGAGAGUUAUAAAGAAAGUUCCUCUUUUUUUUUUUCUUAAAUUAUACGCAUGUUUUCGUUGAGGAAAAUUCACGAGACAAGUUUGUUUCUAUCGCUCGUCGAAUUAAAUGCCUGAUCAAGUAAUAGUCUUGUGCGGUAAAGGGUCGAUUUGAUAUACGAAUAUGACCACCUUGCAUACACAAGUUGGGCGCGAUCAGCAAAAUCAAGCCAGUUUGUAAGACUCUGAGCAAGCUGUCGAUCGAUCUUAUCCCAGUUCGACUCGCGCAUUCGUUUCUUUUUGUUCCACUUUGUUCGCACAAUGAUAAACUGAUCGAAUCAAAAGUACACUCGAGUCAUGGUUAAAUUGCUUACACGAUUCGCCGUUUCAUUCCGAUGAGAGAUUCCCUCGAAUUUUACGGGGGACGAAGGAAGAGAAUAGAGACAGCUUGGUAGAGGAUAUAUAACCGCCUAUUACUAAUAAUUACUCACAAGCAGAGAUUAUACAUUGUUAAUUUCAUGAUUGAUAAUCCUUUUUUUUCGCAAAUAAACGCAAUGCUUACCUAAAACAAU
Messenger RNA from Camponotus floridanus (Florida carpenter ant), 5312 nucleotides. It is a transcript of the gene pnut, whose product is annotated as septin-7. Gene Ontology annotation, cellular component: cell division site; septin ring; septin complex. The transcript has 10 exons. Lineage: Eukaryota; Metazoa; Arthropoda; Insecta; Hymenoptera; Formicidae. The record is from RefSeq and is a predicted model, not a curated record. Gene Ontology annotation, biological process: cytoskeleton-dependent cytokinesis; cilium assembly. Gene Ontology annotation, molecular function: GTP binding; molecular adaptor activity; GTPase activity. The coding region runs from base 573 to 2726 and encodes 717 amino acids.